AUGUCGCUUUGCGAAUUCUGCGCAAAACUCAAUAUUGAGCAACUGGACGCGACAGACGUUCGUUUCCACCCCAACCUAAAGGCGCUCCAGCAAAGCGCUGCUACAAGAUGCCCCUUCUGCACCCUUUGCUACACCCGUGUCAUGGAAGACAGCCACCACAGCAUCACCGACGCUCUGCUCAAUGAUCGGGUACCAGAAGGCUACGAAAAGGAAUCAUUCUUCCCGAGCGUCUGGCUUCAUGGCGAAGUGAGGCAAGCCAGCCGUGGUGUCUCUAAAGAAAUUCCAGGAUGUAGUAUUUGGAUCUCAUGUGGAAGGCUGCAUCCGGACGGUGGUCAGGGAGAGACCAAUAAGCCUGGUAUGCCAUUUGCCUCGCGUCUGUCUCUGUUUGCAGGCCUCACAACGCCGGCAGCGUCCAAAUUCAUUGAACGGUUCUCGAAUGCAGACCACGAUCCUGACCUUUAUAUACACUUGGCCGGUUGGCGCUUGAGAAAGUGCAAAGCCUCUCACAAGCUCUGCAAGCCGAGGUCGUUGGAGAUGCCAACUCGCAUCAUUGCGGUUGGUAAAGCUAGCCAGAAGCCGCGGCUAAUAGUUACGAAUGGCCUACAAGAGCCAUAUAUGGCUCUGUCCUACUGUUGGGGUCCUGGGAGAGACACCUUCACUUUGACCCAUAAGACCAAAGAUGAGCUUCUCGGUGGCGUCAUAGAAGAGAAGCUGACCAAGACUCAUCAAGAGUCAAUCCACUUUGCGCGCUCUCUGGGCAUCGACUACGUGUGGAUCGAUGCACUUUGCAUCACACAAGGCGAUGCUGAUGACUGGGCUUUCGAAUCGCAACGCAUGGCACAAGUUUACGGCAACGCAGCUUUGACUAUAAUCGCCGGUCGUUCGACGGACGCCCGUGACGGCUUCCUCACAAACAGACUUGGUCAAAAGGUCCCACCGUGCGCUCUACGGCUCUCGCCAGACACAGAAGACACGGUCAAUGUCUGUCUUCCAAGGUCUACCGUCAUCGGGCCGGUAUCCACGCGCGGAUGGUGUUUCCAGGAAGAAAAGCUCUCGACUCGGGCCAUCAUAUUCGGCCAGGAGCAGAUCAUUUACCAAUGCCGCACCGAAAAGAAUUGGGAGGAUGGUCAAGUCGAUUUCCAAGACCUCAAACCCACCUUCCUUACCCCGGGCUUCUCUACCGGCGUUGCGCAUUCGGCAGCCGAUAGAGAGACUACCCUUAUGAUGUGGUACGAGUUCGUCGACAUGUACACAAUGCGGGCUUUAUCGAACCCUCACGAUGUCUUUGCAGCCAUUGCCUCCAUCGCGAAACUUGCUCAAGACGUGCUGAGAUCUUGCUAUCUCGCUGGGAUAUGGGAAGAAGACUUGGUCAGGGGCUUGUUGUGGAAACCGCGUCAUCAGGUACACGCGUUUUUCAAAGAGCCAUUGACACGUCCGAAACCAACUCCCUUCGCACCAGCGCCGGUAAUCCGCGCGCCAUCCUGGUCCUGGGCGUCUGUAGAAGGCCCCCUGCGUCGCAUCUACAACCCGAGAAAAUCAAAGUUGUUCCAGGAUAGCAAAUAUGUCAAGAUAAAGCCCCGGCUGGGAAAGAGGUGGACGGCAACAGACGACUGCGGCGUUACAGCACUGCAUAUGCCGUAUUGUGAACUGAAGAUUCUGGGACGCUUGGCAAAGGUUAUUUUGAUCAAGACUGACGUGGUAGAGUGGUUCGAGGCUGACAAGUCGAGGAAGCGAUGGCUCCCUUACAAGAAGAUGUUGAAUCAUGCAGUCUUGCUUGCCUCAACCAAGGAAAACUCGGAUGCGGCAAGUUCAGGUGACAUUGUGGUCGCUGUUGGGGCUUUCGAUGUAGCUGAUGAGGGAGAAAAGCUUGAAGAGGUCUGGUGCCUUCCGCUGAUCGAGACCGAGGGUUUGAUGGUUAUACAGAAUGAGGCCAAGUGGAAGCGUGUCGGUUGGUUCGUUUUGAGGAACGAAUCUUGGUUCGAGGACAAGUCGGAGGUUGAAGUAGAUCUCAUCUGA
This is a messenger RNA of Colletotrichum spaethianum, 2016 nucleotides long. RefSeq lists its product as uncharacterized. Lineage: Eukaryota; Fungi; Ascomycota; Sordariomycetes; Glomerellales; Glomerellaceae. The transcript is spliced from 2 exons. The coding region runs from base 1 to 2016 and encodes 671 amino acids. The record is from RefSeq and is a predicted model, not a curated record.